Molecule: messenger RNA, 525 nt
Organism: Staurois parvus
Lineage: Eukaryota; Metazoa; Chordata; Amphibia; Anura; Ranidae
Source: the annotation of a GenBank genome assembly
AGUGCUGCGCAGUCUUCUCGCGCCGGCUUCUUUAGUGUCAGCAGUCUCUUAAUCAUCUCCUGUACUGUCCACAGUCUCUGGUCAUCCCCUGUACUGUCCGCAGUCUCUGGUCAUCUUCUGUACUGUCCGCAGUCUCUGGUCAUCUUCUGUACUGUCCGCAGUCUCUGGUCAUCUUCUGUACUGUCCGCAGUCUCUGGUCAUCCCCUGUACUGUCCGCAGUCUAUGGUCAUCCCCUGUACUGUCCGCAGUCUCUGGUCAUCCCCUGUACUGUCCGCAGUCUCUGGUCAUCCCCUGUACUGUCCGCAGUCUCUGGUCAUCCCCUGUACUGUCCGCAGUCUCUGGUCAUCCCCUGUACUGUCCGCAGUCUCUGGUCAUCCCCUGUACUGUCCGCAGUCUCUGGUCAUCCCUUGUACUGUCCGCAGUCUCUGGUCAUCCCCUGUACUGUCCGCAGUCUCUGGUCAUCCCCUGUACUGUCCGCAGUCUCUGGUCAUCCCCUGUACUGUCCGCAGUCUCUGGUCAUCCCCU